AUGGGUGUGAUCGCUAACAGCCUUGGCGCUGUGUUUGGUGUGCUGCCGCCAUGGAUGACGGCUCUGGUGCUUGUGGGCGGCGUGGUCCUGGCGAUCGUGGUGUACCUUCGCCAGGAGAAGAGCGCCCGCCUGCCACGCUCCUACAUCCCUCGCCAGCCUCUCACGGAGGAGGAGAUGCCCAAGCACGCCACCGAGAUCCACCGCGACGUGUACAGCCGCAAGAAGCUUCCCAAGGACAUUGAUGUCAUCAUCAUCGGCAGCGGCAUCAGCGCCCUCACCCUCGGCGGGCUCUUGUCCCGAUGCGGCCGCCGGGUUCUCGUGCUCGAACAGCAUUACAUUGCUGGCGGCGCGACCCACAUGUUCGAGGAACGCGGCUACGAGUUUGACACUGGUGUCCACUACAUUGGCAACGUUUCUCGCCGGCAGCCGAUCCUUGAUCUGGUGUCGGAGGGCAAGAUUGAAUGGGAUCUGAUGGGCGAGACGCCACAAGACAUUCCAAAGGUGUAUGAUGAGAUUGCGAUUGGCGACCACGUGUACGGGCUCCCCGCCGGCCGUCAGGCGUUUAUCGACACGCUUGCCAAGCGCUUCCCGAGUGAGCGUGCAGGCAUCGAGAAGUGGGUGCAGAUGUGCCGACAUGCGUCGCGCCAGGACCAGUACUUCACGUUGAAGGUGGUGCGCCCGGCGUGGCUGGCACGCCUCCUCCUCCGCUUCAUGGGCGGCGCGUUUUACAAAGUAUUCAACAUGACGGCUCUUGAGGCCGCGCAGUCUGUGACGGACAACAAGGAGCUGCAGGCUGUGCUGCUGGGCCAGUUUGGCGACCACGGGCAGACGCCGUCCAAGGCAAGCUUCUUCAUGCACGCCUCCGUCGUCAAUCACUACAUCCGCGGCGGGUACUACCCACGUGGUGGCUCGACUGUGUUUGCCAAGAAGAUGAUUCCUGCGAUUGAGCGCAUGGGCGGGCGCGUGUUGGUACAGCAGUACGUGGACGAGGUCAUUGUCGAGAACAACACCGCGGUUGGUGUGCGGAUGCGCAACGGGGACGUGAUCCGGGCGCGCGAGGCCGUCGUCUCCAGCGCGGGCGUCUUUAACACAUACGAGCGCCUCCUUCACGGAGACCUCGUGCCUGACACAAUCCUGGACAAGAUUGAGGCGAUUGGGCCGUCGUGCUCGAUGGUGUAUCUCUUCGUCGGUAUGCGCGGAACAGCAGAGGAGCUCGGGCUCCGCACCAGCAACAUCUGGCACUACCCGCACGCCGACUUUGACAAGGUGCUUGAGGACGUGGCUGACGAUCCGGAGACGGCGCCUCUGCCGCUCUUUGUGGGGCUGCCCUCCGCCAAGGACUCGACGUGGAAGCAGCGCCACGGCAACACGUCGACUGCCGUCAUUCUCACGAUGUGCCCGCACUCUGUGUGGGAGGAGUGGGAGGGAACGGAGCAAGGCAAGCGCGGCGAAGCUUACGAGGCCAAGAAAAAGAUGUUUGGUGAGCGCAUGCUCGAAGGCUUCUUCCACUACUACCCCAAGUGCCGCGGCAAGGUUGAUUACACGGACGUGGGCUCGUCGCUGACCUUCAACCACUACCUCAACAGCCUGCGCGGCGAGGUGUAUGGCCUGGCGAAUGAUGCUGCCCGCUUUGCCGAGCACGACUGGCUGCGCCCGGAGACUAACAUCAAAAACUUCUACCUGACAGGCCAGGACAUUGUGACUGUUGGUGUGACUGGUGCCCUCAUGGCAGGCGUGCUCACCGCCCACUCCAUGCUCGGUUACGGCACCCUCUCCGACCUUUUCAGUGGUCGCAACGUCAUCGAGGACAUCAUGCACCUUGACAAGCAGCAACGAUCAAACUCUUGA
This is a messenger RNA of Salpingoeca rosetta, 1848 nucleotides long. RefSeq lists its product as uncharacterized. The transcript is spliced from 14 exons. The record is from RefSeq and is a predicted model, not a curated record. Bases 1 to 1848 code for a protein of 615 amino acids. NCBI's taxonomy places the organism in Eukaryota, Choanoflagellata, Craspedida, Salpingoecidae.